Molecule: messenger RNA, 1922 nt
Organism: Boleophthalmus pectinirostris (great blue-spotted mudskipper)
Lineage: Eukaryota; Metazoa; Chordata; Actinopteri; Gobiiformes; Gobiidae
Gene: ppp1r8b
Product: protein phosphatase 1, regulatory subunit 8b
Exons: 7
Coding region: 63-1106 (347 amino acids)
Cellular component (GO): nuclear speck
Molecular function (GO): protein binding; protein serine/threonine phosphatase inhibitor activity; mRNA binding
Source: RefSeq, a predicted model, not a curated record
CCAGUUUUCCGAGUUUUGACGAUUUCCCGUAAUGCAUUUCGGCACCGAGAACAUGAAGCAAGAUGGCGACUAAAACAAGUAAAGAGAGCGCUCCUCCCUUUGAUUGUCCAUCGUGGGCAGGGAAGCCACCGGCGGGACUUCAUCUAGACGUGAUGAAGGGAGACAAACUAGUAGAGAAACUAAUUAUAGAUGAGAAGAAAUACUACCUGUUUGGGAGGAACCCCGACUGGUGUGACUUCACUAUUGACCACCAAUCCUGUUCACGUGUUCAUGCUGCAUUGGUCUACCACAAACAUCUAAAAAGGGUCUUCUUGAUAGACUUGAAUAGCACACAUGGUACAUUUCUUGGACAUAUCCGUUUAGAGGCUCACAAGCCACAGCAAGUUCCCAUAGACUCAACAAUUUCUUUUGGGGCCUCAACAAGAACUUACACCAUUAGAGAGAAGCCCCAAACCCAGGGGGCUCCAGGCACUGGGGAUCUCAAGGCAGGAGAUGAUGAGGAACUCAAAGGGCUUUUGGGACUGCCUGAGGAAGAGACUGAGCUGGAGAAUUUGACGGAGUUCAACACGGCACACAACAAGCGCAUUUCUUUACUGACCAUUGAAGAAGGCAACCUGGAGAUUCAGAGGCCCAAGAGGAAACGAAAAAGCUCUAGAGUCACAUUUUGUGAUGAGGAUUCUAUUAUUAACCCAGAGGAUAUUGAUCCGUCAGUUGGACGCUUCAGAAAUAUGGUACAGACAGCUGUGGUUCCAGUGAAGAAACGGAGAUCGGAAGGUCAGAACACUCUCGGCCUUGAUGACGUGACAUCCAAACGUAUGCAUGGCUACAGUUUUGCUGGUGGUCUUUAUGGGGACUUACCUCCCACCAGCCAUGAAAACCACCCAACUGGCGGUCCAGGAGGUGUAGCCAUGCAUGGAGGACUUCCCUUCCCCAACCCAGCGCCUGAAGUGAACCUAGCCCCAGAGCCUCCACAGCCCCCCGUCACACUCAACCCUACCCCCGUUACUGCCCCCUAUUUACCCGAGGCACACAACGAGCCCCGCAAAAAGAAGUAUGCCAAAGAAGCUUGGCCGGGCAAGAAACCCACUCCAUCACUACUUAUAUAAGGACGUGGACAGGGCUGCUGACUCUCAGGUUACCAGGAGGCGUACCAGGGACUAUGGCCUGGCACAUGAUCUGUUUGAAUUGUUUAGUUUGAUGGUUUUAAUACUCAUUGUUAUUACUAAAAUGCAAUUGAUUGGCAGAUAUUGUUUGGGGGGAAAAAAUAAGACAGCAGUUGCAAAGUCAUAUAAACUGGUAUGUUCUUGUGGCUGUUUAUGUAGUUAUUAUGAAUGAAAAGUGCUUUUAGUGGCACCCAAUUACAGACAACAAAAUGAGUCAGUGAGUUACAUUUAUGUGUCACGUGGUUUGUUUUUUCUACUGAACAUAUUUUGACCUUUCACUUCUUUUAAUGUUUUGAUAAUGCUACUAAAAUAGUAUUACAUACAUAUUUUUUUACAAACAUUACAUGAGUGAGCAGUGACAAAUAUUAAAAUCUUUUCCAAUUGUAAUGAUUAUUUCUAUUUCAACACCCCAUUGUUUCUAAGCUGUUUGAUGCAAGACUGAAAAGUAUUACUGAAAAGUACAUGGUCACUUCAACCAUUUCAACCUAAUACAGUUCAUUUUAAGAACCUUAAACAUCUGGUGUCCCCACAAGAGGGCAGCCUUUGCCUUUGUCAAUUUUUUCGUAGGUCUGAUUUGAUGCACCCAUAAAAAAUCUAUUUGUGACUGUUAGUUACUGAUACAAAUGUAAGACCACAAUUUGUGCACAAUAUUUAUUUCAAAUGAAAGACCUUUACUUUUAUUUGUUUGUCCAAGAAUAGCUGUAGAUUUCUUUAAUGUCAGAUUCAGUUGGACUUUUAAUACAAUAUUACUUUACCAUA